GCACUUUUAUGACUCAUGCGUUACGGAGGCCAGUGGAAAAGAAAAAGUCAUUACUCACUACUUGUCUCCUUGGUUCCAGUUUUCCAGUGUCGAAGAGGUUUUCCUUUGUCCUGAUGGAUUGAAUGUAUAUGCACAUAUGUACAUUUUACAUACAUAUAUAUAUACACAGCACAAGCUGCGAUGCCCUUGAGGGACCUGACGAUGCGGCAAUUGUAUUUGGAUGUAAAAAAGUUAAACAAAACUAUAGAGCACCAUGGAUCCCUAACUUUGAAAAACCCUGGGACUGAUAUCAAGGAUUGUUGUAUAACGUCAGCUCUUCAGUGCUACAGAAGUCAGGUGGACCUUCUCAAAGUCAGCAGUAACGCAUUACUUUGCCAUAAAGUUCAGAGAAGCCUGCGAAAGCCUCACAUUUUUGAGAAACUGAAGGGAAUAAACAUCAGCAGACAAGACUGUCAAAAGAACCAGUGCCAGUCCUGUGAUUCAUACCCAAGUACAGACAGCAAGGAGUUUAUGACCAAGUUAAUUUCACUGCUUGAAAUGGCCAACAGCAAUUAGGAUGAAGUGGGAGCUUGUAUUUAAAUACGAAGACACUACUCCAUGAAGACGUC
Clupea harengus (Atlantic herring) is the source of this 608-nucleotide messenger RNA. It is a transcript of the gene il21, whose product is annotated as interleukin 21. Gene Ontology annotation, molecular function: cytokine receptor binding. NCBI's taxonomy places the organism in Eukaryota, Metazoa, Chordata, Actinopteri, Clupeiformes, Clupeidae. Gene Ontology annotation, biological process: immune response. Gene Ontology annotation, cellular component: extracellular region. The record is from RefSeq and is a predicted model, not a curated record.